Messenger RNA from Etheostoma cragini (Arkansas darter), 558 nucleotides. Its product is annotated as ER degradation-enhancing alpha-mannosidase-like protein 2. Gene Ontology annotation, molecular function: mannosyl-oligosaccharide 1,2-alpha-mannosidase activity; calcium ion binding. Gene Ontology annotation, biological process: mannose trimming involved in glycoprotein ERAD pathway; endoplasmic reticulum mannose trimming; carbohydrate metabolic process. Gene Ontology annotation, cellular component: membrane; endoplasmic reticulum. The record is from RefSeq and is a predicted model, not a curated record. The transcript has 2 exons. Lineage: Eukaryota; Metazoa; Chordata; Actinopteri; Perciformes; Percidae. The coding region runs from base 59 to 523 and encodes 154 amino acids.
CCAGAGGCUUUUAUUUUGACAGGUGAAGGAUGUGCGCGACCACGCGCUCGACAACCGGAUGGAGUCCUUCUUCCUGGCCGAGACCAUCAAGUACCUGUACCUGCUGUUUGACCCCGCCCACUUCCUGCACGGCGGGGGGGCGGAGGGCGACGGGUCCUGGGAGGCGGGCGGAGAGGACGGCCAGUGUGUGUUGGGGGCGGGGGGGUUCAUCUUCAACACGGAGGCCCACCCGCUGGACGCCGCGGCGCUGCACUGCUGCAGCCAGCACGCCGCCGAGCGCCGCGCGCUGGCUGACAUCCUGCUGCGCCGCGCGCAGGACACACAGGGCCCGCCCCCCGGCCAAUCACAGGCACAGAGCCCGUCCCCCGGCCAAUCACAGACACAGAGCCCGCCCCCCUGCCAAUCAGAGAGCAUUGCUCUGAAGCCCGGCGAGAAGAAGACGCCGCCGGCGCUGUCCUGUCCCGUUCAGCCUUUCAGCGCCCGGCUCGCCGUCCUCGGACAAGUCUUCACCGACAACACCUGACGGUCAGGUGACCAGCCGCCGGUCAGGUGACCGGC